GUCCUACCCACGCCACCAUUCGCGUCCAUAGCUGUCAAUCACUGGGUCCCGGCCGAUAAUUUCCAAAGAUCUCUGAUGGGGAGGAGGACUGUUUUGUUUACUAACAGUCCUCCUCCCUGUCUGCUCAGGCACACUGCUCUGGAUGGCUAGCAGUGUGAUUACUGUGAAGCACCAACACACCGCCCCCUAGCAAAACACUCCCUGCACUCAGUUAACCCUUUGAUUGCCCCUAAUGUUAACCUCUUCCUGCCCAGUGCCAUUAGUACAGUGUCAGUGCUUUUUUUUAACACUGAUCACUGUAUUGGUGUCACUGGGGAUGCCAGUGACACCAAGGCAGUUCCCCCCAGUGUCAGAAUGUCCGCGGCAGUCCUGCUAUAAGUUGCUG
Messenger RNA from Staurois parvus, 385 nucleotides. Lineage: Eukaryota; Metazoa; Chordata; Amphibia; Anura; Ranidae. The record is from the annotation of a GenBank genome assembly.